GUUGAAUUAGCCCGCCUUCUACUUUUCUCCUUCGGGUUAUGUCCUAAUGGUCCAACCCACAUUAAAUUCAUACUUUGAAUUCACACCACGCUUGCUAUGGUUGAAAUUCAAGACUUUGCAUCACGCAAGUUGAGAGUUUAGACCAAUUCAAAGUCCCUUCCCCUAUAUAUAUAGAGCCAUAUUGCUUACUCUAGACAUCUCAUCCUUCCCUAGCAAACUAGCAAUCAACAACUUCCUCAGUUGUGAUAUCUACGGGGAAGACAUGGAGAAAAUGCUGUGCAUGAUUGUCUUUGGUGCUUUAGCCAUCGCAAGUUUGGCACAAGACGCAUCAGCCCAAACAGUACAUGUGGUUGGGGACAACACGGGUUGGGUCAUACCGAGCAAUGGCGCAGCAGCUUACACAAAUUGGGCUGAUAGAAAAACAUUCAGAGUUGGAGACACUCUAGUGUUCAAUUUUACGACCAACCAACAUGACGUUCUACAAGUACAAAAAUCUUCGUUCGAUGGUUGCAAUUCCCAGAAUGCCGUAGGCAGUCCAAUACUGGCAGGACCAGCAAAUAUAACACUCAACUCCACUGGAGAUCACUACUAUAUAUGCACUUUUGGCAGGCAUUGCCUAAAUGGUCAGAAAUUAGCUAUUAGAGUUUCCAGCAGCACAAGUACUCCUGGAGCCAACCCACCUACAUCAUCUGCUGCUGGACCUUCGGGUUCUGUUCCUGGUGGUACUGAUGCUGGACCAUCGGGUUCUGUUCCUGGUGGUACUGCUCCUCCUCCUCCAUCAUCUUCAACAACCGUAUUAGCCAGUUUUAUGCUCAGUCUAUCAGCAAUUGCCUUGGCUGCUUUUCUUUAAAUUGGAUCAUCUGAGGAUGUUUUGAGCCUCCUAGUUUAUAUUACGAUGUAACUAUAUUUAUUUUUUCUUGUUUAGCAGCUUACAUUGGAUUCAGUUUUGUUUGAAUUGCUAUUGUACUUGUGAUAUUUUGCUUAAUAAAGGCUGUUUUAGCCAUCAUA
Messenger RNA from Capsicum annuum, 1008 nucleotides. Its product is annotated as cucumber peeling cupredoxin. Lineage: Eukaryota; Viridiplantae; Streptophyta; Magnoliopsida; Solanales; Solanaceae. The transcript has 2 exons. The coding region runs from base 263 to 850 and encodes 195 amino acids. Gene Ontology annotation, cellular component: plasma membrane. Gene Ontology annotation, molecular function: electron transfer activity. The record is from RefSeq and is a predicted model, not a curated record.